Molecule: messenger RNA, 2436 nt
Organism: Closterium sp. Naga37s-1
Lineage: Eukaryota; Viridiplantae; Streptophyta; Zygnematophyceae; Desmidiales; Closteriaceae
Source: the annotation of a GenBank genome assembly
AUGCUCGGACGGGAAAACCAAGUGGAGGAGCAACAGGAGGAUCAACUGGAGGGAGCACAGGAGGAGGCACAGGAGGAGGAGCCACAGGAGGAGGAGCCACAGGAGGAGGAGCCACAGGAGGAGGAGCCACAGGAGGAGGAGCCACAGGAGGAGGAGCCACAGGAGGAACAACAUCCCUUGGGCAGGAAGCAGUUGUCAGCUGGAGCAGCCUUGCAACGAACAGGAGUGGCAGAUGGCUCUGAGAGCAGCAGUGCUGCUGGGGGGGAGAAGAAGGGGAGUGCUGGAAGGUUGGGUGGGAGGGCCAUUGGUGGGAGGAGAGGUGGGAAUUCACGUGGUGGUAGUGGCGCUGCUGCUGCUGGUACUGGUACUGGUUCUGGCUCUGCUGCUUCUGCUGCUGCUGCUGCUGCUGCUGCUGGUGCUGGCAGUGUGGGGCGGUGGGUGCAUGUGGAUGGGGGGAGGGGGGUUGUGGAUGGGGAGGAGAAGGUGGAGGGCUUGUUGAUGGGCAUGUCUCAGCCUCUCACGUAUGUCGUUGGCUUGGCGGGCGGUGGAGCCAAGGACGUCACAAGACGGGAUCGCACUCACCCGCUCUGUCCUCUCCUCCUGAGAUCGCUGAACAGCGAUCUCACCUCUCAGGAUGGAGUGCUCUACUCUCUCCUCCUCGCCGCCCCUGCCCUCCUUCAGCUACGCUGCACGCUGGUCACUGAUCUCGCCUGUCAGGGACGAAGCCUGGUGGAGCGUCCACCCUGCCCUGCUAACCCCUCAGCACCGUUCUCUGUAACCCCGCCACUCCCAGCCCCUGUCCUCGCCUCCUCCCCGCCCCCCUCCUCUGUGAUCCCCCUGCCGGUAUCCGCUGCAAGUGCAACUGCAGCUGGAACGGCAGGUCCAGCCAGAAGGAUUGCGGCAGUUGUGGGGGCUGCUGUUGCUGCGCCGACUGCUGCUGUUGCCACGCCAGCUGAAGGAGGAGCAGCAGCAGCAGCAGCAGCAGCACCACCACCACCACCACGAGCAGCCGCAGCAGCAUGGGACGAGCGUGCAGCAGCGGAGGAUAUGGAGAUGGACGUGAAGCAGCUCACAGAGCCACUGCCCUCCAACCAACAGGGGUCCUGUGCUGGGGGGUUCGUUCUUCCUGUUUCAUUACGCCCCCUCUCCCCUCACCUCACCCAUCCCGCACCUCUCUCCGCCUCCUCCCAGGCAUACCGCAGCCACCCUUUAUGCGUGUUGGAGCGGUGGCUGGGCGCGUACCCGUGCCUACGUCAGCGGCCCUGUGCUGGGGGUAUCAUUCUUCCGGGCAUACCGCAGCCACCCUCUAUAUGUGUUGGAGCGGUGACUGGGCACGCGUACCGCAGCCAUCCUCUAUAUGUGUUGGAGCGGUGGCUGGGCGAGUACCAGUGCCUGCGCCGCAGAGGCCCCGUGCUGGGGGCUUCGUUCUUCCCAGUUUGCUACUCACACACAGCUCGCACACUCCCCCCCCCCCCUUCUCCACGCCUCCAGGCGUACCGCAGUCAUCCUCUAUACGUGUUGGAGAGGUGGCUGGGCGCGUACCAGUGCCUGCGCCCCAGGGGGCCCGUGCUGGGGGUGUGUGGGGGGGAGGCGGUGUUCCCCCGCGCGUGCGUGCAGCAGCUGAGGUCGCGGCACCAGUGGUUGAAAGAGGGCAGGCGCGUGCGCGACGGGGAGACGCCUGUCAAGACAGUAAGUUUCUUCAUCUUUCUCAUCUCUGCUUGUGCCCAUCCCUUGCUCCCUCUCUCCUGCACCACAUCACCCCUCACCCCUCCCUCUCAGCUCACACGCAAGCCCCCGACUCCUCGCGCCGUGCACCGCCGCAACCCCUACCAGUCACGCACCCACAUUCUGCCCCACGAGUGCUUCCCCUCCCACGUCGCUGCCCGCAUGCGUGCCACUGCUCGUGCUGGUGCUUCUGGAGGUGCUGGUGGUAGUGGUGGUGGGCGGAUGGGUGGUGCAGGGUCAACUGCUGCUGAGGAUGAGGAUGCAGCAGCAGCAGCCGUUGAAUCAAUGGACGGAAGAGGAGAAGGAGCAGCAGCAGGAAGUGAAACGGGAGCAGCAGGAGCAGGAAGGGCAACAGGCGACGAACCUUCCUCCUCCUCAUCCACAAUCACCAUUGAGCUCUUCGGCGAAUGGCAGACCGACACCUGGCGGCCGCCGCCGGCAGUGGACGGCCGAAUUCCCAAGAACGAGCGGGGGCAGGUGGAGGUGUGGUCGGAGAAAUGCCUCCCUCCCGGCACUGUUCAUCUGCGGUUACCGCGUCUUGUAACGGUGGUGCAGCGGCUGGGGUUUGACUUUGCGCCGGCGGUGGUGGGGUUUGAGUGGAAGGGGGGCAAGGCGACGCCGAAAUAUGAAGGGCUGGUGGUGUGUGCAGAGCACGCCGAUACUAUAGUGGAUGUGAGUGUAACGAAGGGGUGGGGUGGGGUGGGGUUUUGA